AUGACGGACCCGCGUGCGGCGAACGCGCAGCGUGGGUACAUCAUGUUCUUCGUGUUUUUCUUUCUCUUGCUCACCGCGAACGACUUCACGCCCGCCAAGACGCGAAGGAAUCAGCGCGCGAACGGUGGCCGCGAUGGACAGGGAAUAAAAGGUGAAAUCGGUGCGCGCGGUGCGACGAGGACGGAGGAGGUGCGGGAUAAGGUGAUCAUAGAUUUGAGCGAAUCCAACGCCGCGCUCGAGGUGGAGAACCGCCUUUUGCGCGCGUCCGUGAUCGGUCUCCGGACCGCGCUGACGAAACACGAAGGAGGCGCCGCCGAGGCCAAGGCGUUCGACGAGGCGUACAAUCUCACGAGCCUAAGUCUCGGUGAAAACGAUAGGGAGGGUGGAGUUUUACAGUUAAAGGGAAGGAAUGCACUCGCGAACGCGGGCGUUGCGAAAGAGGACGCCGAAAACGAAAUCCCGGGCGAGCUCGCCGGAGCGUCGCGGAGGAUCUUACGAAACCUCCGCCAGAGUUUGGCCGACGGCACGGCGGCGUAG
Molecule: messenger RNA, 537 nt
Organism: Ostreococcus lucimarinus CCE9901
Lineage: Eukaryota; Viridiplantae; Chlorophyta; Mamiellophyceae; Mamiellales; Bathycoccaceae
Exons: 1
Coding region: 1-537 (178 amino acids)
Source: RefSeq, a predicted model, not a curated record